UUGACUCUCUCUUCUCUCUCUCUCUCUCAUAGAGACGGUGGUUAUUCCAAAUUUCCAUGGCUGCAUUAUGAUGAAAUCUUUGAACAAUAUUUAAAUUCUUUACCAUGUGGAUUUCAAUUGGAACAAGGGAAUCUGUAUCAUUUCAUUUACAGUCUCUCUCUCUCUCUCAACCUCUAUCAGUUGCUUUGUUUGGUACAUUAUGUGGAUUCUUCUGGAUUUUCUUCAUGCAUCGCCGUUCUCUCAUUGACGAACAAUUCGAUUUCGUCGAUUUUCUAACAGGAAUUCGUGUUUUGUAUUGAACCUGCGAUCUUGGAUCUUUAAAAGCUGUGUGUUCUCUGGUUGGCUACCAGAGAACGCUUAUCAAAUUUCUGGCCGCCAAAAAGGAAAUAGAGAACAAAUUGUAGAGGAGAAAUAUGUUGUCUGUUCAGAAAUGGAAGUGUUCAUGGUCAUUGGUGGCAUCCAUUGCUUCAUUUUUGGCUUUAGUUUCAAUUAUCCAUCUGUUCUUGUUUCCUGUUGUGCCUAGUUUCGAUUACUUAAGUUUCCGGCAAUCUCAAUCCACAUGUAUCCCAAUCAAUGAAGGAACAACCGUUAAUCAAAAUCAGAGUCAGAAACAACUUCAGCAGCAGCCGAAGUUUAAUUUAGAUGUUCGGUUUCCUUCUGAUUUACACAAUUCAGUUGUGUACAAUGGCGCUCCUUGGAAGGCUGAGAUUGGUCGAUGGUUAUUUGGUUGUCAUUCAGUUGCUAACCCCGUCAAGAUUGUCGAGAGUAUUGGUGGCAAGAGCUGCAAAAGUGGGUGUAGUGGUCAAGGUGUGUGUAAUUAUGAUUCAGGUCAAUGCCGUUGCUUCCUUGGGUAUCAAGGAGAAGGAUGCUCUGAUAAACAAGAGUUAAGUUGCAAUUAUGAAGCAGCAGAAAACCUGCCUUAUGGGCGUUGGGUUGUCUCCAUCUGCUCAGCUUAUUGUGACAAAACAAGAGCAAUGUGUUUCUGUGGAGAAGGCACAAAGUAUCCAAACCGUCCUGUGGCUGAGUCAUGUGGAUUUGAAUUGUCACAACCAAAUGGUCCUAAUAGUCCUAAAAGUGUGGAUUGGGGAAAGGCUGAUCUAAAUUUAUUUACAACGAAUAAGAGCAUACAUGGAUGGUGUAAUGUUGUACCAGCUGAAGCUUAUGCAUUAAAAGUCAGAAUUAAAGAGGAAUGUGAUUGUAAAUAUGAUGGUUUAUGGGGUCGGUUUUGUGAGAUUCCUGUCCUGAGUGUUUGUCUCAAUCAAUGCUCUGGCCAUGGGCAUUGUCGGGGAGGAUUUUGCCAGUGUGAUGGGGGCUGGUUUGGGACAGAUUGCAGUAUCCCGUCAGUUAUGUCUUCUAUAAAAGAAUGGCCUCAAUGGCUUCGACCAGCUCACAUUGAUGUUCCUGAUAGCACAAAUCUUACUCGAGAUAUUUUGAAUCUAAAUGCUAUAGUUGAAAAGAAGAGGCCACUUGUAUAUGUAUACGAUUUGCCUCCAGAAUUCAACAGCCAAUUGCUAGAGGGACGUCAUUUCAAGUUCGAGUGUGUGAAUCGAUUAUACGAUCAUAAUAACGAGACAAUAUGGACAGAACAUUUGUAUGGUUCUCAGAUGGCGUUUUAUGAGAGUAUUCUAGCUAGCUCUCAUAGAACAUUAAAUGGCGAAGAAGCCGACUUCUACUUUGUUCCGGUUCUUGAUGCUUGCAUUAUUACCCGCGCAGAUGAUGCACCUUAUUUGAACAUGGAGAAACACAAAGGAAUAAGGAGCUCCCUUACUCUAGAAUUCUAUAAGAAGGCAUAUGAUCAUAUUAUUGCAGAAUAUCCUUACUGGAAUCGUUCAUCUGGAAGAGACCACAUUUGGUCAUUUUCAUGGGAUGAAAGUGCAUGCUACGCACCAAAAGAGAUAUGGAACAGCAUGAUGUUAGUCCACUGGGGUAAUACAAAUUCAAAGCAUAACCAUUCAACAACUGCUUAUUGGGCUGACAAUUGGGAUAGCAUCUCUCCUGAAAGAAGAGGCAAUCAUCCUUGCUUCGAUCCAGAUAAAGAUCUUGUUCUUCCAGCUUGGAAGAGACCUGAUGUUCAUUCCUUGAAAUCUAAGUUUUGGUCAUGGAGCCGUGAAAAGAGGAUGACUUUGUUUUACUUCAAUGGAAAUUUGGGACCGGCUUAUGAAUUUGGACGACAGGAAGAUACGUAUAGCAUGGGUAUAAGGCAAAAGAUGGGAGAAGAGUAUGGAUCAACACCAAACAAGGAAGGAAAACUUGGGAGACAACAUGCGGACAAUGUAAUUGUGACGCCUUUACGUACCGAUGAUUAUCAUAAGGGUUUGGCCACUUCAGUCUUUUGUGGAGUUAUGCCCGGAGAUGGAUGGAGUGGUCGAAUGGAAGACAGCAUUUUGCAAGGUUGCAUUCCCGUUAUUAUUCAGGAUGGGAUCUACCUUCCAUUCGAGAAUGUGCUCAAUUAUGAGAGUUUUGCUGUUAGAAUACUUGAAGAUGAGAUUCCAAAUUUGCUGAAUAUUCUCAGGAGAUUCAAUGAGACUGAAAUAAAAUUCAAGCUGGCAAAUGUACAGAAGAUCUGGCAGAGAUUCUUAUACCACGAUUCCAUUAUGCUCGAAGCUGAAAGACAGAAAUCUACAUUCGGACGAACCCCUGAUUGGAGUUCAGCGUUCUCAAAUUUAACCGAGGAUGAUGUUUUCGCCACCGUGAUACAGGUGUUACACUACAAACUGCAUAAUGAUCCAUGGAGACAGCAUCAUCUUGAUCAAAAUCAGAAGAAGGAUUUUGGGUUACCACAAGAGUGCUUGAUAAGGACCAAAUGAAAAACCCUUCUCGGAAAAUCGAUACACUUUUCUUUUUGGCAAUAUAUCUGAUACAUACAUGUAGAAUAGAGGUAUUUAAGUUAAAGGAAACUAUGGUCUGUGUUCUAGAUUUGAAUCCAAAUAGGCAAUAAAUUUCUCAAUCAGAAUCAUUCAAAGUUCAUACACAUCCCGGUUUCUAAAUGUUAUCUUCUGAAUCCACAUGUAAUAGAUUUUUAUAGUUUUGGUUUUUUGCAUUGUGAAAGAAAAGUAUACCAAAUACAUUAUUGUAAAGGAAGCUUUGUUCCAUUCAUGGUGGUUAAGAAUUACCUUAUUGUGAAUUUA
Molecule: messenger RNA, 3128 nt
Organism: Impatiens glandulifera
Lineage: Eukaryota; Viridiplantae; Streptophyta; Magnoliopsida; Ericales; Balsaminaceae
Exons: 15
Coding region: 414-2807 (797 amino acids)
Molecular function (GO): glycosyltransferase activity
Source: RefSeq, a predicted model, not a curated record